Molecule: messenger RNA, 2774 nt
Organism: Amphiprion ocellaris (clown anemonefish)
Lineage: Eukaryota; Metazoa; Chordata; Actinopteri; Pomacentridae
Gene: ackr3a
Product: atypical chemokine receptor 3a
Exons: 2
Coding region: 229-1362 (377 amino acids)
Biological process (GO): chemotaxis; angiogenesis; G protein-coupled receptor signaling pathway
Cellular component (GO): membrane
Molecular function (GO): G protein-coupled receptor activity; coreceptor activity; chemokine binding
Source: RefSeq, a predicted model, not a curated record
AAGUGCAGAACAAGGAACAGAUCCACAUUCAUGUGAAGGAGGCGGAGGGAAGCGCAGGCAAGUUUUCAUGCCACGGAGCUGAAGUUAUCCUUCAACAUCAAAUCUAACCGCAAACAAAUCUGUUCUUCCAAACAGAAGAGGAGAUUUCAGAGGGAACAGGAUCUCUCCCAGUCAGAGGCGGUGUGCGUUACCUCCCAGUGGUCUGUGGUCCUCUCCGACUGCUGAAAAAUGAGUCUAAGCACCAGUGAGCUGGAGGACCUGUGGGAGUCGUUCGGGGACUUGAACUUCUCGGAGACUUUUAGCAACAUAUCAAGUGUGGACGCGAUGGUGUGUGCAACUGCGUUCAACCGCAGCGCUCUGCUGUACUCCAUGUGUGUCCUCUACACCUUCAUCUUCAUCGUGGGUCUGGCUGCUAACGCUCUGGUCCUCUGGGUGAACCUCCGCGCACAAAGAGACUCCACCCCUCGCCACGAGACGCACAUGUACAUCGCUCACCUGGCGGUUGCUGAUCUGUGUGUGUGCGCGACUCUGCCUGUGUGGGUGAGCUCGCUGGCCCAGCAUGGCCACUGGCCUUUUGGUGAAGUGGCCUGUAAACUCACACACCUGCUUUUUUCCGUCAACCUCUUCGGCAGCAUCUUUUUCCUGGCCUGCAUGAGCGUGGACCGUUAUGUGAGCGUGACGCAGCACGGAGAUGAGGGAAGCGCGCGCAGGAAGCUGAUGCGCCGUGGCGCAUGUGUCGGGGUGUGGCUGCUGGCGCUGGUGGCCUCCCUGCCCGACACCUACUUCCUGCGCACUGUCAAGUCAACACACGGGGACACCAUGCUGUGCCGGCCUGUGUACCCAGAGGAAAACCCCAGGGAGUGGAUGGUGGGAGUGCAGCUGAGCUUCAUCCUGCUGGGCUUUGUCCUCCCCUUCCCUGUCAUUGCAGUGUUUUAUGCCCUGCUGGCCAAAGCUUUUAACCGCUCCUCGUCUUCUUCAUCGUCUUCCCCAGUAGAGCAGGAGCGUCGUGUGAGCCGCAGGGUGAUCCUGGCGUACAUCGUGGUUUUCCUGGCCUGCUGGGGGCCCUACCACGGCGUCCUCCUGGCUGAUGCCCUGUCACAGCUGGGCCUGGUGCCGCUGACCUGUGGCCUGGAGAAUGUAAUCUACGUGGCUUUACACCUCACCCAGUGCCUGUCCUUGCUCCACUGCUGUUUCAAUCCCAUCCUCUACAACUUCAUCAACAGAAACUACCGCUACGACCUCAUGAAGGCCUUCAUUUUUAAAUACUCUACUAGGACAGGCUUGGCGCGCCUCAUCGAGGCUUCCAACAUGUCCGAGACUGAAUACUCUGCUGUAGCUGUAGAAAACCCACCGCAGAUAUGAACAUUACAAAACUCAAUGAGCAUUUUUUUAUAUGUAUCUAAAUGAUUCUGUUGCAAGGUAAACUGAUGUUAGAGCUGAUUUGCUCUGUCUGCUAUCAUGUUUGACAUUAGAUGACAGAAAACGAGAAGAAAAUCCAGCGUCCUUUUCACCGAAAAUUGCUUGAGUGAAUGAAAAGCUUGAACACUGCAAAAUGUAAACUCUGGUGGACUGAUUGAAAAGCACUUAGAAAGCGGUUUCAUUAUAACAGCUGAUACUGAAAUCAUAAAAAUGUAGUCAGUCUAGUUGUAAAGCCAAAACAGUGACCGUAAAUGUGUGAAAUCAUUGCCUUUACUGUGUAUGUAGGAUUGUAUUGUGCGUGUGUGUGUUUGUGUGUGUGGUGUGCAGUGUACAGUGAUCGUAUCAGCAGAAUAUUAUUGUUAAUCUCUUUGUAUCUAGUUGUAUUUAUAUACAUUUAAACUGUUUUGCCUCUUUAAUGUUGUAAUGCAAAGUCUUCACACACUGAUGUCUGCUCCACUUCAUACAACGCUGCCUCAUCGUUACAGUUGUCGCCCACUGGCUCAGUGUUUUAGUCCUGCUGUCUCAUUUUUAAUCUUAACCUCACGUCACGUCAGCUGAACCCUUCAGACGGAUCAUUUGAAUAAUUCUGGUUUUUAAAUCAUGAAACAAAUGUUUUUUUUUAAGCACACAUAUGCUUUUUACUGAGACUCAAAUGGCAGGAUUAAUACCACUUUCCUGUCUGUAAACUAAAAUAUAAACCUACAGAAAGCUGCUGAUGAGCUUAGCUUAGCCUACUAGCCUACCUGGUGGUCUGAAUAUUUCCAAACACUGUCUGGAGGUUUCAACUGAGACUACUGAGCUUAAAGAGCAGAUACAUGUAGCUCCUCGUUUUUUCCGAAAGCUAUUUUAUACAGUGUGUUGUAUUGUCACUAUAUUUUGUGCAAGUAAAGGAUGCACACGACCAUGUGGUGUUGAUUCUGACACAGACAGCAAAAACUUUAUGACCAAAUAACAGGACUGAAUAGCUUUACUCCUCUCAUGUAGGCAGCAGCUGUGGUUUGCAACACCCAAGUGUUUAUUAGAGACCAAAAAAAAAAAAAACCCCCACCACGGCAUUACUUUAGAGCCUGUACACAUAUGUGAGAGAGCCAAAAAAUAACGUUUUAUGUGUCAUGAACAUUACAGUUUACUCACUGUCUGUUGUAGAAAGCAGAAUGUUAUUUGGAUGUGCUGACAUAAAUCACAUUGUGUCACGUGAUUGGUUACACAUGUAUGCUCUUACACUGAAAAGAUUUCACGUUGCGAUUAGAAAAGAGCGGAGACACGAACAUGUGUCUACAAGACCAGAGGCAUUCCUUUGACAUUGUAAUGUGUAACAUGUUUUGUCAUAUAUUAAAUAUAGAGAAAAUGUUUCA